Trypanosoma conorhini is the source of this 471-nucleotide messenger RNA. RefSeq names its product amastin. Lineage: Eukaryota; Euglenozoa; Kinetoplastea; Trypanosomatida; Trypanosomatidae. The annotation marks the transcript as partial. The record is from RefSeq and is a predicted model, not a curated record. The transcript has a single exon.
UUCGUGCUGGUCGGGACGCCGCUUGACCAGUUCCGCUUGAAGGGCGAGAAAAUCACCACAAACAAGCCGUGUUUGACUUUGUGGGGGUGGAAAUUGAAGUGCUACAGCACAAAGUAUGAGCUUCGCCCAAGUAAGCUCUACGAAGGUUGCCCUACACUCCUGAAGCACUUCAAAGCCGCAGAGUCGUUUUCCAUCAUUUCCAUUAUCCUGCUGCUUGUUGCCGCCAUUCUUGGACUGGUGACAUGCUGCUGCUGUGGCUGCCUCAGGAUCGUCGCGAGUUUGUUGUCGGGCGUUGGAAUUGUGACGGUUCUGAUUGUUUGGGCACUCAUGGCUGAUGCGUACAACCGGAGGGUGGGUGGCUGCAUGUUAACGCCCUUUAAGGACACACAAAAGUACGGUGCCGGCUUUGCCCUCCUUGUGACUGGAUGGUGCAUUCUCUUCGUCGCCAUCGUGCUUCUCAAUGUGCUGUAG